Messenger RNA from Nicotiana attenuata, 1307 nucleotides. RefSeq lists its product as uncharacterized. The coding region runs from base 329 to 1198 and encodes 289 amino acids. The transcript has a single exon. Lineage: Eukaryota; Viridiplantae; Streptophyta; Magnoliopsida; Solanales; Solanaceae. The record is from RefSeq and is a predicted model, not a curated record. Gene Ontology annotation, biological process: shoot system development; root development.
AAAUUUCAACUCUCAGGAAGUGAGGCCGGUUUCACAUAAUGAUUGGGGCGGCAACAAUAUACAUAACUAUAUCAAUAUGAAAAUCACUAUUGGAGAAAAAGGACUAGAGCCUAAUGUAACCUAUUUUAGAGCCAAGAAAUAAAACAAUUGUAGACUGCCGGCUGUUGGCUACACCAAUAAACACCACUACAAUCAUUGAGAAUAUAGUGAGAUCCAAAAUUCCACAUUGGCAUUGCUUUGAUAUAAGUAGAGGCAAGGCAUCAUUCUCUAGCAUUCACUUUGAUCACUGAGUUAUUUUCAGCAUUAGCUAACAUAACAAUUCUUAGAGAUGGCUAUUUCAAGUCAUGUUAGGUCCAUUAGUUUUCCUUCUCGAUCACAGCCAGAGUAUCUCAAAGUUGAGAUUGAGCUAAACAGGCUAAAAACAUGGGAAUCAUCAUCAAUUUCUUCAACAGCAACUCCUCUUACUUUAAACAACAUUCAAGAAGGCAUUGUAGGGCUAGCAGAGUUGUAUAAUUGUGUUCAAGAUCUUCUCGAGUCCCCGACAACUCAACAAGCUCUCCUCAAACAUCAAAUGGGAAGAUUAGUAGAAGAAGCUCUUGAGUCCUCUGUUGGAUUAAUAGACUCGUGUGGCUCGACGAGGGAAUUAGUCUUGAUGAUGAAACAACAAGUGCAAGAUCUUCAAUCAGCACUGAGGAGAAAAGUUGGAGACUCAAGUACACAAAAUUGCUUCGAUGCAUAUAUUAGUUUUAGAAAGAAAGUGAAGAAAGAUAUAGCCAAGAACCUCAAAGCACUAAAACAAAUAGAAAACAAGAUAGAAUCAUCUCCUUUAUCUAAGCUAAAUGCAGUGUUAAGAGAAGUAUCUGCUUUGACCAUCUCAGUACUAAGAUCCCAACUAUCUUUCUUGUCCGCGCCAGCUUCAAAGGCGAAGAAAAACGGGUGGUCAUUGAUAUCAAAGAUGCUUGUCACAAAGUCAAUGACUUCUAAAGGAGAUUUAAAUACAAUCAAUGAGGUGGAAUGUGUUGACUUUGCUCUUUGUUCUAACAUUCAUAUAAGUAAUUUUAAAGUUGAUGUACCAAUGAUCCAGAGAAAGUUGCAGAUAUUAAAUGCUGGUCUUCAGGGUCUUGAGGCUGGGACAGAUAGCUUGUCAAGGCUAUUGAUCAGAAACAGAGUCUGCCUCCUUAACAUCCUUACUCCUUAGAAGAUAUUGUACAUUAGUAUUAAGGCAUCCAUUUUUGUAAAGAUAUGCCUAUUCUUGAAAACCUAUUUUGUAAGAUAUGGAAGUGAAAUAUGCACGGCAGAGUUCAAUC